This is a messenger RNA of Lodderomyces pseudojiufengensis, 1947 nucleotides long. It is a transcript of the gene NOT5, whose product is annotated as CCR4-NOT core subunit. Lineage: Eukaryota; Fungi; Ascomycota; Pichiomycetes; Serinales; Debaryomycetaceae. The transcript has a single exon. The record is from RefSeq and is a predicted model, not a curated record. Gene Ontology annotation, cellular component: P-body; nucleus; CCR4-NOT core complex. The coding region runs from base 1 to 1947 and encodes 648 amino acids. Gene Ontology annotation, biological process: nuclear-transcribed mRNA poly(A) tail shortening; regulation of DNA-templated transcription.
AUGAGUGCAAGAAAACUACAGCAAGAGUUUGAUAAACUCAAUAAGAAAAUCAAUGAAGGUCUAGCUGCAUUUUAUGACAUAAAAGAAAAAAUACAACAUGCAGAAGUAGCUUCACAACGAGAUAAAUUUGAAAAUGAUUUGAAAAAAGAAUUGAAAAAACUACAAAGAUCUCGAGAUCAAUUGAAAAUCUGGUUAGGUGAUAGUAGUAUAAAAUUGGAUAAAAAUGCAAUUCAAGAAAAUAGAACUAAAAUUGAACAUGCUAUGGAUACUUUUAAAGAAUUGGAAAAAAUUUCAAAGAUUAAACAAUUUUCAAAUGAAGGAUUAGAAAUUGAAAAACAAAGAAAACAUUCUAGAUUUGGUGAAGUUCAAAAAUUAACGGAUGCUUGUGAUUAUGUAAGUUCUGUUAUUGAACAGCUAAAUACUCAAAAUGAAGAAUUGGAACAAGAUCUAGAAUCUAUAGGUGGACAACUGAAGAAAAAAGGUUCAUCUGCUCAACAAUCAAUAGAUGAUAUCAAGUAUAAAAUAGAUAGAAAUAAUACUCAUAUUGAAAAAUUGGAGGUAGUUUUAGAAAAUCUUGAAAAUGAUUUAUUGGACCCCGCAAAAAUUGAUGAUGUAAAAGAUGAUUUGGAUUAUUAUGUUGAAAUGAAUCAAGAUGAAGAAUAUGUGGAGUAUGAUGAUUUUUAUGAUCAAUUGGAACCAAUAGAAGAAGAGGAAGAAGAAGUGGAAGGAAGUCUAGCACAAAUGGCUGCAGAAUCAUUUGAAGAAGAGGAAAGAAAAAGAUUGGAAUUACAACAAUUGGGUCAACAACAAUCAGAAGCAACCAGAGCUACACAAUCCGCAUCAGCUGUGACUUCGUCCAAUGUACCUUCUACUACGUCGGCACAACCUGCCGCCCCUAGAAGGGCGGGCUCAGUUAGUGAUUCCACAAAGAGUAUAAGUAACAACACACCUUCUCAUGUUGGAAACGGUCCAGUAUCUUCCACAACGCCAGUCAAGAAGUUGAAACAACAUAAUGUUGUACCAGCACCUCCUCCUCCGAUUACUAGUGCUAAUUCUUAUUCAAAUGUUAUAAAAGCUGCUCAAGCUAAUAAUAUUAAUAAUGGUCAUGCUACUUCAUCAAAUACUCAACAUUCUUCCAAUAAUACUCCGACAAUGAAUAAUAAUGUACCUUUAGCUACUGCACUUGCUUCUGCUGUAUCAUCGGCACCUACUGCUUCAACAUCAAAUUCCACUACUCCUGCUAAAAGUCUACCUCCUGGAUUCAAUCAUAUUGCAUCAUCAAACAUCACUAAGUCUACAUCUACAUCACCAUUGAUAACUCAAUCUAAAUUACAUGAAGAAACUCAACAAUUGAAAAAGAAUGUAUCGAAUAAUUCAAAUAUCUCACAAUCACCUUCUAUAACAUCGGUAUCAACAACUACUGAUCCCUUGAGUGAUUCAUUAAAUAAAUUGUUAAACAUAACAAAUAGUAGAUUAAAUGAUCCAUUACCAAUUCAAUCAAUAAGUUCAUUAUUAGAAACAUCAUUAUUAAAUUGUCCAGACUCAUUUGAUGCAGAAAAACCAAGACAAUAUAGUCCAAGUAAUGUUCAUCCUUCUUCAAUAGAUUAUCCACAAGAACCGAUGUUUGAAUUAAAUUCUUCUCAUUAUAUGUCUAAAUUUGAUGAUGAUUUAUUAUUUUUUUGUUUUUAUUAUAGUGAAGGAAUUGAUAAUUUUGCAAAAUAUAAUUCUUCAAAAGAAUUAAUUAAAAGAGGUUGGAUUUUUAAUAUUGAAAAAAAUCAAUGGUUAUCUACUAAAGAGAAUUCUAAAACUAAAAAUAUUGAUCAAUCUAAAGAAAAUAGUAGUAAUGGAAAUAUUAAUGAAAAAGAAAAUGAUGGAUCAAAUUCAAAUGAUGAUAAAUUUAAAAGAUAUUUUGAUGAAAAUUCUUGGCUUAUACGUAAUUAUGUUUAG